UUCCCUUGGUUCAGCCGUCACCGCCGCCGACCCCUUUUUCCUCUUGAGGACGGCAACUAACCCCGACACCAAUCGUUGAUGUGUAGACUAGAUGCUGUACGGUUAUCGUCUUUUUAUUCGGGUGAAGGAUGGAUUAUUCGAGUGAGACAUACAGAAAACGUCAGUUGAGUGUCGAGGUGCCGAUAUGCAUUCCAUGGUUGUGCUUCAACAGCUUUCGGGGGUAGUUUUCGAGCGUCCCACGGGGGGGAGGGGGGAUGGAGGGUGUAGAGGUGUUUUCCGGAACUCCGGGGACGUCGAAAUGCUGUCCCCGUUUUUUUUCGCUGCUUCGCGACUUGAGCUGAUCGUCUUGAAAGGACGUUUCGAUGGGGCGUUCGAGUGGUGGGAAACAGGUGCGAUUUUCUGCGAGAAGUCUCACCGCAGUGCCAAGCUGCUUUUUUUUGCCUGGCCCAGUUAA
This is a messenger RNA of Ectocarpus sp. CCAP 1310/34, 454 nucleotides long. NCBI's taxonomy places the organism in Eukaryota, Phaeophyceae, Ectocarpales, Ectocarpaceae. The record is from the annotation of a GenBank genome assembly.